Messenger RNA from Mya arenaria, 1547 nucleotides. RefSeq names its product neurogenic locus notch homolog protein 1-like. The record is from RefSeq and is a predicted model, not a curated record. The coding region runs from base 72 to 1175 and encodes 367 amino acids. The transcript is spliced from 10 exons. NCBI's taxonomy places the organism in Eukaryota, Metazoa, Mollusca, Bivalvia, Myida, Myidae.
CGCCGCUUAUAUAUAUAAGACAGAGCGCAAAUAUCUUGAUUAGACAGGACUGACGCAACGGCGCAUAAAAAAUGUUGUCGGCUUGUUUAUUGACAACCGCAAUUGGAAUUGUUGCUACAAUCCAACAGGCAUUCGCAAACGUGGGAACUACUUGCACGGCGAAUGGAAAUGAGUGUGUUUCACUUACGGGCGCAUACUGUGAUUUAGAUGCCGAUGGAGGUGCAAAAUGUGCAUGUGCUGCUAUUUACAAAGCGAGCGACGAUGGUAACACAACCUGUAUACCGAAAAACUGUGCUGUUGGUAAUGCUGUGGCCAGCAAUUCUGUGUGUAGAGCUAGAGAUAGUAAGUCAAAAUGUGACGGUGACGUGUGCAUAUGUAAACCAACGUUUGUACUCACGGGGGCAGAUGACUCGGAUGGCUGUGCACUUGUUAUUGGAUCCAGCUGCGCUGGUGAUUUUGACUGUGAGCACAUACAACACGCUGUGUGUCCUACAAUAGCGGAGGGUUGCGCGUGUCCUGCCACUUUCACAGCCAGCAAGGAUAGACUUACAUGCGUACCAAACAAAAUUGGAGCGAACUGCACCAUGGAAGGAGGUGAAUGUGCUGACAUAGCUAACUCUUUAUGCAACACGUCUGGAAAAAACUCUGUUUGUGCCUGUCCAAAUACUUACACAACGAACACGAAUGAAAGUGAAUGUGUGCCAAACAAAAUUGGAUCCACUUGCACCAAUAACGGAGGUGAAUGUGCUGACAUAGCUAAUUCAGUAUGCGACAUUUCUGGCGACAGGUCUGUCUGCGCAUGCCCAGCUACACACACGGAAGGCACAGCACAAAACACCUGCAUUGAAAAAAACUGUACAGAAGACACCACAUGCGCGACAUCCGAUGAUAAUGCCAUAUGUUCAGACAAAAAAUGCGGUUGCGAUGUAACGUUUGAGAUUUCCAACUCAAAAUUAUGUCAGAAAAGAGUCAUUGGUUCAAGCUGUAAAAAUGGCGGGGAAUGUGCGGGUAUAGCAAGCGCCGUCUGUGACUCUUUCAUUUGUAGCUGUCCAGCCACACACACGGCGAACGCUGGUGGAAGUCAAUGCACUACCAAAAUUUCAGACAACGCCAUCGGUCCUGCUGUGUCCGUGAUCCUGCUGUUCACCUGCUUUCUGUCAACAUUUCUUCGUUAAUUUUAGACUUUAAAAUUACUGACUGAUUAAAUAGACUGUAAUAAAUUUUUGAAAAAAACAAGUUAACAGCAAUGAUUUUAAUACAGUGAAAAAAACUCCAUCGGGCUCUUUUUGCACUUUAAUACUAAAAUCCUUAAUGAUUAACAAGCAAUUUCUCACUCAGGAAAACAUCUGAAGGUACUUAAAUAAAAACAGAGAAAAUAAUGAUUCUAUGUCGAACAUGUUUGAAAUCUGUGUCUUUAUACCAUAAAUUGUUUAUAAACGAUAUUGUGUCCUCAUUUGUCUAUAUACAGCUUUUUAUGUAGUUGUCAAUUUGGCAUUAUUGUAUGCCCUUUCCAUUUACCACACCUAUCUGACAUUCUCAUUUUCGCA